AUGACUUUGAGUACCAGGACGCUUCUGCUUAGCCUAGCUAUUACUGCCGUAUCUGCCCAGCGUGGCCAUGGUCCUCCAGGUCCAUGGGGUCCAGGCCCGUUUGGAGGUGGAGAUGACAACGACGACGACUUCGCCUCGCAAUAUGGCCCAGGUGCCAAUGCUGACUUCGCGGCCGGCGAUAUGGAAUCCCGCCGCAGACUCAUCAUAGCCCACGGCGUCUUGGCAGCCCUUGCAUUCGUCAUCUUCUUCCCACUAGGAUCCAUUCUCAUCCGCCUCGGCUCUUUCCCCGGCCUAUGGCUCAUCCAUGGCUUAUUCCAACUCUUCGCCUAUGCCGUCUACCUCGCUGCCUUUGGCAUCGGGAUAUGGAUGAUUAACAGCAUGCCCAUAGACCUAUUAGACAACUACCACCCAACCAUUGGCAUCGUUCUGUUCGCCCUACUCUUCUUCCAACCCAUCCUCGGCUUCGUCCACCACCUCAAGUUCAAAAAGUAUAGUCGACGAACUGUCUGGUCGCAUGGCCAUCUCUGGCUGGGCCGCAUCAUCAUCACGCUGGGAAUGAUCAAUGGCGGCCUCGGCCUACUGCUCGCUUCUGACGCACCCGCAUUUACCGGCUUCGUUCCUAGCCGUGGCCACAUGAUUGCCUAUGGCGUUGUUGCGGGAAUCAUGUGGCUGUUGUGGGUUGCUGCGGCUGUGCAUGGAGAAAGGAAGAAGUCGGCAGCGAAGAAGGUUGUCGUGGUCAAGGAGGUGGAAACUGACCUUACCCCCACACAUACUACCAACAAGGAGUACUAUGCUCAUCGCAAUGACGCAUAA
Molecule: messenger RNA, 813 nt
Organism: Exserohilum turcica Et28A
Lineage: Eukaryota; Fungi; Ascomycota; Dothideomycetes; Pleosporales; Pleosporaceae
Exons: 3
Coding region: 1-813 (270 amino acids)
Source: RefSeq, a predicted model, not a curated record